Messenger RNA from Stegostoma tigrinum, 4386 nucleotides. It is a transcript of the gene barx1, whose product is annotated as BARX homeobox 1. Bases 33 to 782 code for a protein of 249 amino acids. Gene Ontology annotation, molecular function: RNA polymerase II transcription regulatory region sequence-specific DNA binding; DNA-binding transcription factor activity, RNA polymerase II-specific. Gene Ontology annotation, cellular component: nucleus. Lineage: Eukaryota; Metazoa; Chordata; Chondrichthyes; Orectolobiformes; Stegostomatidae. Gene Ontology annotation, biological process: regulation of transcription by RNA polymerase II. The record is from RefSeq and is a predicted model, not a curated record. The transcript has 4 exons.
CCCCUUCUCUGUGGAUUGUGGCGUUCAAGAAAAUGAUGCAGAAUCCCCUGGAGCUGGAAGCUCAUUACCUGCCUCACGAGCCGAUCCAUGAUUAUAGGUCUCACCGAUACAGGAGCUUUAUGAUCGAGGAGAUACUGACUGAGCCCCCAGGCUCAGGCAAAGCCGCGAACGGGGGAGAACUCCUCAAAUUCGGGGUCCAUGCCCUCCUGAAUAGUCGGCCGUACCAUAGCCAUCUAGCUGGUCUGAAAUCAGAUCACAGUGGAGCUUUUAAGUUCCCGCUGGGUCCGAUCUCGUGUAGCCUUGCCGCUCCCUUGGGUUCCGCGUUGGUAUCUGGAGGAUCAAGCCUGUCCAGCGGCCACGGAGCUCCUCACCUUCCACUCGACCUGCACCUCCGAUCAAAGCUGGACCAAGGUCCCGAACCAGGAAACAAAGCGAAAAAAGGCAGGAGGAGCCGGACAGUCUUCACUGAACUACAAUUAAUGGGCCUCGAGAAACGAUUUGAAAAGCAGAAAUAUCUUUCCACACCAGACAGAAUAGAUCUAGCAGAAUCCUUGGGUCUUAGUCAACUUCAGGUGAAAACCUGGUACCAAAACCGAAGAAUGAAAUGGAAGAAAAUAGUUUUGCAAGGAGGAGGCCUGGAGUCCCCGACGAAGCCGAAAGGUCGUCCCAAGAAAAACUCCAUUCCGACAAGCGAACAACUUUCAGAACAAGAGAAAGUAAAACAAGCCGAAAAACAGAUCGAGAAUUCGCCAUCACCUUCUGAAGUUAACCAAGAAGAAUAACACGUCGAGAUGGUUAAAGCAAAACGAUUUUCCUCUUCAUCGGAAUUUUACAAACCGACGUUGAAACUGCAGCGAGCCACGUGUCUACCGACUGAAACGCGUCAUUCAUGUGGAAUUUACACUCAAACUUUAAAUGUCAGCUUCACCUUUGAAUUGUACUGUUCCCCUCUCUUCAAACACCAGCUGAUGGAACUUAUCGCUGUCAGAUUCACCAUUGUUAUAUUUUAAUAAGUAAUUAGUCACACUUGGAUGUUGGAUCAAUUUGCCGUUUGAUGUGGAAGUGUGUUGCCUAACGCAUAUCCGGUUUUAUGAAAUUGUUUUCAUUCCCCGAGUAAGAUUAUCGAGGCAGAAACUCAGAAACUGUUUAGUGCAUCAGAAUGAUCACGUUGCUCUUCGAAUUGUACUCAAUUAAAAAAAACAUUUUAGCGUCAUUCUUACGUUUUGACUGCAUCAAAUUAAAGCUCAGAAUUCCACACUGCAUAAACAGUCUUGCCAACACCUUCUGCUUUUUCUACAAAAUGUUGUUGAGGGAGAUGCAAUUAUCGUGACUUCUAUUUUAGUCUACAGACCUGUGGUGCCUCUCUGUCAAUUUAGUUUUAUAAAUAUUUUGACCAAACCAGUUUGAUAGUAAGUACUAUAUGUUAUGGUUCAGUGCAAAAGAGCCACAGCUACAGUAGCAGAUUUGAAGUGUUUGUACCAAGUAUCGAAUUUAUAAAUGAUUUCAUACACUUGUGAAAGAUAGGAGAAACUGUAAAUAAUUUUUGCAACAGUGACUAUGGCAUAGUGCCAAAAGUGUGUUAUGCCUUCCAACAAGAGAGAAGUACAGAAAUUUUGAUAUCCUAAUUAAAUGUGCUUGUAUUUUUUAAAUUUAAAUUUCCAUUUAUACUACUCUUACACCGAUACAAACAAUAAAAGAAUUAGUCAGUCCUCGUAUUCUUUUUUAGUAUUUUAAUGCUUUUCGAUUAGGUCUGCGCGCGUUUAGGUUCGAAAAUAUAUUAAAGCAUUGUAAGUAGAUGUGAGCUGGUAAAUUUUGUGUGCGAGUUUAAUCCUCAGGGCGCAUACUUUAAAGCAAAUUAUAUUUAUAUUCCUCACUGCAAUCCUUCUUUAAAUACCACAGCCGGUAAUGUAAUUGUUUGGCUGGCUUUUAUUUAAAGCUCUUACUCACAAACAACAAAGAAAGCCGUGCAGUGGAUGUUAAACAGAUAUAAACUGCUUGAAUUCAUGUUCAGGAAGGCGAGGCCCUCAGUUAACUAUAAGUUAAAUUAUAGUAAAUAAUUUCUUAAAUAAAUAAGCCAGCCUUAUUUGCAUAGGCCUGCUGUCACUUUUUCACGUUUCUGCAAAUUAUUGCUGUCCUUCCCACAUUGCCUUUUGUUCCCGCUCCCGUCUCCAAUCUGUAGUUCUGUUCCCAACGACUCCUAAGGUAGAGUCAGUUUGAACGUAUAUCACCUUUAUUGGUUGCUGGCAUAUAAUAAAAUUAAUUUUCCUUCUUGCUGAUAAUGUCAUAACGAUUGAAAUCAAAUAGCGAGACGUGAAUGCUUUCUGAUUAGAUGUAAAAUCGCUAAUAAUUUGGGGCGAUGGCCCGAAAUAUAACCGUACUUCCUCGUGUAAAAGCAUGUUAAAAGAAUUGAAGGCGCAGGAAAUCCCCUGUUGCUGCCGAACACUGUACUAAACUACACAGGCUGAUUGAAAGGCACUGAUUGUUACAUUGAUUGAAACUUUUGAUAUUUGUACAAAAAGUGGGAAAAGAAUGGUAACAAAACCAAACUGGUGCUGUAUCCAGGACACUGCCUCACCGUUACGGUUGGAGGAAUUGCUCUUAAGUGCCACAUUCACCUCCCCACCCCCCGCCUGCCCUGUUAUUGAAACUAAGUUAAAAAUCUUGCAUCAGUUGACAAAUAAUGCUCAUCGAAUUUCUACAACGAUCUACUCGAACACACAGCAUGUAGGACUGUUGAAUGCUUGUUGUUCCUGUAGUUUACAUAAUUUUCCUUGGGGAAUGUGUUGGAAUCUGUUAUCAGGGACGAGGUUAUAUGGCUGUCAGCAAACCAGUAACUGAUCGGCGAAGCUUAUACAGAUUUCUGAAAGCGAAACCGUGUUGGGGAAAUCUGAUUUAUUAACGGUGUAACUAAAAAUUGUAAACUAAUUAAGGGAUUUGGAUCUUCAGAGAAAAAAAGGUUCCACGCCAGAGGUUGUUAUACAAAAUUAGGCUGGUGGGAUUGGGGUAAUAUUUUAACUUGGAUUGAGGGUUGGUUGACAGACAGAGAACAGAAGGUAGGAAUGAACGGGGUGUAGACCUGAAUGAACACAGCGGGCCCAGCAGCAUCAGAGGAGCAGGAAGGCUAAUGAGCAGGAAUGAAUGGCUCAUUUUCAGACCGGCAGGCUGUACCCAGUAGGGUACACUGCUUGGGCCUCAGCUAUUUACAGCCCACCUCAAUAAUUUCAGCGAGAGUAAUGAAUCCAAGUUUGCCGACGAUACAAAGCAACUGGGAACUCGAGCUGUGAGGUGUAUACAGUGAGCCCGAGGAAGGAUAUAGAAAGGGCGAGAAAAUGGCAGAUUAAAUUGUAAUGUGGCAAAAUGUGGAGUUAACCACUCUGUUGGGGGAAUGGAAAAGUAUAAUUUUAAAAACGGUGAGACACUGAGAAAUAUUGAUAUUCAGAGGGACAUGGGUUACUUGCACACACAUUAUAUAGGUGCAGCCAGCAGUUAAGGAAGCAAAUAUUAUAUUAGCCUUUAUUCACAAAGGAAGAAGUAAUACUUGCAAAUAUAUAGGAUGGUUUUGAGACCGCACCAGAAACAUUGUGUAUGGUUUUGAUCUCAUGACCCAGGGACCAGUAUUUGUGCUUUUGAUCGAGUGCAACAGAAGGUUCACCAGUGACUCCUGCACUGAGGAGAUUGCUUUAUGGAGGGAGAGUGACCAGAGUAGGCCAUUCAGAGUGUAGAAGGAAAUCGUAUUUAAACAUAAAGUCUUUUGGGGUUUAACAUGAUAAAUAUUGGAAGGCUAUUGCUUCUAGCUGGGGAUCCUGUAAGUAGGAGUGGGAGUUUCAGAGACAGUUCUUUAUGACUGAGAUGGGGAGGAAAAAUUGUGAAUCUUUGAAAUUGUCUACCACAGGGCAAUGGAUGUGCAACUGUUGAGUAUAUUCAAAACAGAGAUUGGUAGAUAUUUUGGAUACAAAGGCAAAUAAAAGGUAUAGGAAUGGUGAAGGAAGGCAACGUCUGGGUAGAAGUUCAGCCAUGGCCAUUGGGAAGCAGGCUCGGAGGGGCGAAUGGACUAUUCCUGCUCCGUUUUGUGAUGCAAAUAUUAGUCUAGUGUGAAACUAAUUCUUUUCUAAUUUUGUUAACAUUCUAACUGAAGUUUUACAAUGCCAGUUCAAUUUUAGAUUAUGUAAAGAUAUGACUACUUUAUGAAUCUAUUUAUGCACUGUAUAUUUGUGGAUUACUGCCAAUGCAUAAUUCAAACAGGAACACUAAUUUAAACUAUUAAACAAUUUUCUCAGUGCCUGAUAUCUCUCAGUUUUGCUUAAUAUUUAAAAAGGGAUUUUAACCAAGAAUGUUCGGCUUUUUGCAAUGUCUACUACGUGAAAAAAUAAACGUAAUUACAAAAUC